Ricinus communis (castor bean) is the source of this 743-nucleotide messenger RNA. RefSeq lists its product as uncharacterized. Lineage: Eukaryota; Viridiplantae; Streptophyta; Magnoliopsida; Malpighiales; Euphorbiaceae. The record is from RefSeq and is a predicted model, not a curated record. Bases 35 to 442 code for a protein of 135 amino acids. The transcript has 5 exons.
CCACUGAAACAUUCAAGAAGUAGGACCUAAAAUUAUGCAGCAGCAACAGCAAAUGAAUGAGCAGCGCAUACCAAGUAAUGCUAGCUACAGCUUCAAGUGGCUAUGGACUCGGCCACGAAGGAGAAAUUUUUUAAAAAUGUAUCACAGCCACCAGGAUCAUCUUCUUCCUUGUUUGCAUUGCCACCCUCAUAGCUACAUUAGAAUGGUUCACCAUCUCAUCGAAAGAUGCUUGCUUCUUCACAUGAGCAGAGACCAAUGCAUUCAGGCAUUAGCAGAGCAUGCCAGCAUUCGGCCUCUUGUUACACUUGCCGUUUGGAGAGAACUAGAAAAAGAAAAUUGGGACUUCUUUCAAGCAUAUUCUCGUUCUGUUCCUUUCAGGCCUUUCCCACACAGGUUGACUCAAAGGAUGCCCAGAUUGGGAAGAAGGAAACAGUGGAAAUAAACGAGAAGAGUAAAUUUGCAAAUGCUGGAUAUAUAUUUAUAUAUACAUAUAUAUAAAACGCAGUACUGAUCAUCAGUUAGCUAAGGUCUUAUAUAUCUAAGAUACAGUAUUCUAAUCAUACAAGCGAAUGAAUAAGACAUAAGCUAUGCAUAGAGGUUAGUCUGUAUUGUAUGGUUAGCUAGGAAGCUUUUAUAGUAUUUUAUUGCCUGUACAUCCAUGCCUCCAGAUGCGUGAUUAUUCGCUAGCAAACAUCUAUUUAUAUGAUUGAUUAUAUAUGUCUUUUUCAUAUAGUUCUCAAGAA